CUGGAAACCGGGGGAGGCAGCACCAAGUUAAGCUGAAGACCGAAGCAAGAGCUGGGUCAGGUGGCAGCCACAGCAGCCUCAGGGACCUCAGCAAAUAUGGCCUCCUUCCCAGACUCGGAUAAUAGUUGGGUGCUUGCCGGCUCAGAGAGCCUGCCUGUGGAGACCCUGGGCCCAGAAGCCAGGAUGGACCCAGAAUCUGAGGGAGUCCCCCAGGCCCUUUGGAGCCCCUCCAAGGCAGAUGGUGGAGAAUUAGCUGGGACCUUGGAUGAAGAAGGGACUGUCCUCCAGAUUGAAAGUCCCCAGUCUUGUCCCGUUCCACCGGAGGAGACUGAGGCCAAGGGCAUCCUGGAAGGUGAUGGUUGUGAUAUGGAGCCCCUUGGCCCAGGAGACACAGUGGUCCAGGGAGACUUGCAGGAGACCCCUGUAGUGACAGGCCUGGGACCGGACACACAGGACCUGGAAGACCAGAACUCUCCACAGAGCCUUCUCUCAGCCCCUAAAGCAGCUUGGAUCAGGGCAGAGGACCAUUGCUCCAGCAGUGGGGAUGACACCGACAUGGACAUGGAGGGUCUGCGGAGACGGCGGGGCCGGGAGCCCAGCCUGCCUCAGCCUGAGGCACCCCGGAAGGUGGAGGACCAGGCUGGGGGAGAGUGCAUGUGUAGGGAGCUGGGCAUCUCCCUCAACAUGUGCCUCGUCGGGGCCCUGGUUCUGCUGGGCCUGGGCAUCCUUCUCUGCUCCGGUGGCCUCUCAGACUCUGAGACUGGGCCCAUAGAGGAAGGGGAACUGCAGGUCUUACCGGACACUGGAUCAGAUGCUGAGUUGCUGGAUGCUGUGGGGGAUGGGCAGAAUGGUCUAAGGCAGCAGCUGCAGGCCUCAGUGUCCCCUGACAGUGUUCCCAGCCUGCAGAACAUGGGCCUUCUGCUGGACAAGCUGGCCAAGGAGAACCAGGACGUCAGGCUGCUGCAGGCCCAGCUGCAGGCCCAGAAGGAAGAGCUUCAGAGCCUGAUGCACCAGCCCAAAGGGCUAGAGGAGGAGAAUGCCCGGCUCCGGGGGGCCCUGCAGCAGGGUGAGGCCUCCCAGCGGGCCCUGGAGUCAGAGCUGCAGCAGCUGCGGGCCCGGCUCCAGGGACAGGAGGCCAACUGUGUCCAGGGCACAGAUGGGGUGUGCCUCAACUGGGGCAGAGGCCUGCAGGGUGGCAAGACCCCCAAGGAGCAAGGUUCCAAGGGGCCAGAGCUAGACCCUGGCUUCCUAGAGCAGAAGGAGCAGCUGGAGGCUGAGGUCCAGGCAUUAAGGCAAGAGUUAGAGAGGCAGCGGCAGCUGCUGUGGUCUGUACAACAGGACCUGGAGAGGAGCUUGCGGGAUGCCACCCGAGGGGACCCGGCUCAUGCUGGCCUGGCUGAGCUGGGCCACAGACUGGCCCAGAAGCUACAGAGCCUGGAGAACCGGGGCCAGAACCGUGGGAUCCCUGCCAAUGCCUCAGAGGCCUGGCAUCAGAAGCCCCGCUUCCAGUAUUCCAGGGAGUGGAGUGGAAAGGAAAAGUGGCAGGAUGGGCACAGGGACCGGAAGGCUGACCAUUGGAAGCAUAAGAAGGAGGACUCUGACUUGGAAAGGAAGAAGAGCCAUAGGGGUGAGGAGGACAGGGAGCUGGCAGGGAGGUGGAAGGAGGGCAAGCCAAGGGGAGAAGAGUGGGGCAGCAAGAAGGAUGGCAAGCGAAAGGGCCCCAAGGAGCCCCCAGGGAAAAGUGGGAGCCCCCACUCCGGAGAAAGGCAGAGGCAUCCUCGGCAGAGGGAAGGGGCUAAAGACAAUCAUGAUCCCCUGCCACCCUGGGCAGAGCUGUUGAGGCACAAGUAUCGGGCACCCCAGGGCUGCUCAGGUGUGGACGAGUGUGCCCGGCAGGAGGGCCUGACCUUCUUUGGCAUGGAGUUAGCCCCAGUGCGGCAACAGGAGCUGGCCUCUCUGCUGAGAACAUACCUGGCGCGGCUGCCCUGGGCUGGGCGGUUGACCAAGGAGCUACCUCUCUCACCUGCUUACUUUGGUGAGGAUGGCAUCUUCCGUCACGACCGCCUCUGCUUCCGGGACUUUGUGGAUGCCUUGGAAGACAGCCUGGAGGAGGUGGCUGUGAGAGAGACAGGUGAUGAUGAUGAAGUGGAUGACUUUGAGGACUUCAUCUUCAGCCACUUCUUUGGAGAUAAAGCACUGAAGAGGUCAGGGAAGAAGGACAAACACUUGCGGAUCCCCAGCAUUGUGGGACCCAGGGAGGAGCACAGCCGCCACCACCACCGCGGCUGAGGCCCUGCGCCAUCAGGGAAUCGCCUUGGCCUGGGCCCAGUCCAAGAUCCAGGCCUUAAUGUAAUCCUGGAGGCUGGUCCCAGACCGUUAAACUGGCAUCUCCCUGACUUGUUUGGUGUCCUUGGAUAUUCUCCACAGAGGACAGCCAAAUCACCCAGCCCUGCACUGAUGCCACUUUUGCUAGAAAGGGCCUUAGCUGGACCUGCCUUGCAGUCUGUACAAAUGUAUGCACGUGCUCAGGGCCCUGGGACGUGGCCCUUGGCAGACUGAUUGUGUUGUGCCAAUGUGAAGAGGGGGAUGGGAGAGCAGCCUGUUUUUUACGGGGAGGAAGGGAUAGCAUUCUGAUACUGAAGCCAGAGAGCUUUCAUCCUCUCUUGUGGGUGUAUGCCCCCAGAGUGGGCCCCUUGGCUCUGUGUGCUAACUGGGCACCUCUUGGGAUUAGACUAGACUUGCUGGCUGGAGGCCCAGCAUGAGGACUUUCCCUAGGGUUUUAUUAGAUUUGGAAGCAGCUGUCCCCAGGGGGUAAAGUCCCCUUUUUAUCCUUGCUUCUCACAUGGCCUCACCUCCCUGUGUGAAUUGUAGACUCAUAUCCCCCCAAAAUGCUGGAGCCAUGACAUUGGUUGGGGGCCCUGUCACCUGGGAUGGUUUCUCACAGGGGACACCCCACACUUACCACCUGUGUGGAGGGGUGCCAACCUUGGCACUGGUACUCUCCCCCUUCUCCCAUAUGCCCUUUUCCCCUUGCCUUGCCCUCCCAACAAAUCCUAUGCCCUCUGGGCUGGAACUUCCGUAUUUUGCUCACAACUGCCUUAGCUGCACCCCUGGGAGAUACAGAAAAAUGAGUGUGGGUUUUGGAGUCUGAGCCUUGGGCUCAAAUCCAGGCUGAGUUAAUCUCUGGGAUCCUUGGUUUUCAUAUUCUCAAAAAAAGGGAUUGAAGGGCUGGGGAAGAGAUUAAAUAAAGCAAUGUAAGCAAGA
Molecule: messenger RNA, 3264 nt
Organism: Galeopterus variegatus (Sunda flying lemur)
Lineage: Eukaryota; Metazoa; Chordata; Mammalia; Dermoptera; Cynocephalidae
Gene: PBXIP1
Product: pre-B-cell leukemia homeobox interacting protein 1
Exons: 11
Coding region: 97-2289 (730 amino acids)
Source: RefSeq, a predicted model, not a curated record